UUGCUCAAUCUUUUCUAACUGCUCACACUAGCUAAUACAUUAUCAUAUACAAGUUAAGAUUUCACAAAAGAGCCAAGAAGAAGAACUAUGAGGAAGCGUCAAGUGGUGUUGAGGAGAGCAUCGCCUGAGGAGCCUUCUAGAAGCUCCUCGACGGCUUCCUCUCGGAUGGUAAGAGGUGUGAGAUACGGCGAGUGUCAGAAGAACCACGCCGCAGCAGUUGGAGGCUACGCCGUUGACGGCUGCCGGGAGUUCAUGGCAAGCAACGGAGAGGAAGGUACGGUGUCAGCGCUAACUUGCGCCGCCUGUGGUUGCCACCGCAGUUUCCACCGGAGAGAAACCGAGGUUGUUUGCGACUGUGAGUCACCUCCCUCGACUGGGAAUUAGACCAGCAAAACUAGAGCUGGCUAAAAAAUUGUUCCUGUCUUUGUGUUAUAUAUAUAUAUAUAUUUUUGUUUUGGAGCAAGUCUUUGUGUGUUAUAUAUUCUCAUAGGGUGAAACUGAAAAUAUUAUAGCUUUCUUAAUGUCAAGGAUUUGUGUCUAUUUAAGAAUUUUCAAAGUACACUUA
This is a messenger RNA of Brassica napus (rape), 565 nucleotides long. Its product is annotated as mini zinc finger protein 2. Gene Ontology annotation, biological process: regulation of DNA-templated transcription; regulation of developmental process. The record is from RefSeq and is a predicted model, not a curated record. Lineage: Eukaryota; Viridiplantae; Streptophyta; Magnoliopsida; Brassicales; Brassicaceae. Gene Ontology annotation, cellular component: nucleus. The coding region runs from base 88 to 384 and encodes 98 amino acids. Gene Ontology annotation, molecular function: transcription cis-regulatory region binding; DNA-binding transcription factor activity. The transcript has 2 exons.